AUGUCCCACUAUGUCUGCAUCACUUUCACCGAAGGCAACACCCGCUUCGUAAUUGCCGAACUCCUCCUCGAUGAUGAAAACAUCUUCAAAGCCAUCUCCUCCGUCUCAGGCCGAACCCUCAACCUCACCACCCACCACUGCAAAGACCUCAUCCAGCUCGGCGCCAUCAUCGUCCCUCAUCAACCGGGCCGCGUCAAAAACGUCGUGACCAGUAUCAAGGAUAAUAAUGUGGACACGGUGUGUAUGAUUCUGCCGGCGUCGAAACAUAAGACUGAUGUUACGGCGGAGUUAAUUGAAGUGGUGAAGAUGGCGGAUGUUCCGAAUAUUGUGCUCAUUACUGCGGCGGGGUGUGAUCUUGCGGAGAGGGAUAGGCAGCCUAAACUAGGAGUUUGGAGAGGUGCCCUGUCCCUGCCUAUUGGGCAACAGCAUAAGUUUGCUCUGGUUGUGCUGGGCAUGAUCCAGGAUGUCGCACUCCUGGCUGCCCAUGUCCUGACAGGAAAAGGAUCUCAUGGCUUAGAUGAUAAGCAUCGUGGUCAAUUGACGACCAUUACUGGCACCACCUUUCUAAACGGCCAUGAACUCGCCAAAGCAGCUAGCAAAGCUUUAAAAGCCAAUAUGAAAUUCGAAGUUAUACCUGACCGCGAGGCAAAGCAAGUCCUCCGCAAACACAUCGACACAAACGAUACAGAAAUCCAAUUCCUAGUCGAAUACUACUCGCUUGUCCGCGAGGGCAAAACAAACUACAUGGCUACCACGGCAUUUUGCGAUGUCACCAUGGGCGAAGGACCACAGAAACCGCAUGAGUUCUUUAAGAUUUAUGGAGAGGAAUUUACGCCGAAUAAGAGAGGGGUGAAGAGGAGGAAAGUUGAUGGGAAGUACUCUGGGUAUAUUAUUGUCGGGUGGGAUAGGUAA
This is a messenger RNA of Aspergillus ruber CBS 135680, 912 nucleotides long. RefSeq lists its product as uncharacterized. The record is from RefSeq and is a predicted model, not a curated record. The transcript has 5 exons. Lineage: Eukaryota; Fungi; Ascomycota; Eurotiomycetes; Eurotiales; Aspergillaceae. Bases 1 to 912 code for a protein of 303 amino acids.